AAGAAAGCGCAAAGCAUUCUGGGACUUUUAGUUCUAAGUAAGCAUCGGUUGGCUUGAAAACACGCCGAAGAACAAAAAGAGACAAAGAAAAUCGUACGUCUCUGUUGAAUUCGACGAGGGAACAUGCCCGGGUUCACCUGCUGUGUCCCCGGCUGCUACAACAAUUCGCACCGGGACAAGGACCUGCGCUUCUACACGUUCCCUAAGGACCCAGUUCUAAGAGAGCAGUGGCUGCGGAACAUUUCCCGGGCCGGGGUCAGCGGCUGCUUCAGCACUUUCCAGCCCACCACGGGCCACCGCGUCUGUAGCGUGCACUUUUCUGGCGGAAGAAAGACCUACACGGUCCGGGUACCGACCCUCUUCCCUCUGCGGGGCGUCAAUGAGCGCAGGAGUCGGAGGGGCAGAGGGAGGAAGUUGUCUGCCUCGGUUCCUGCCCCCGGGAUCGUCGCUACCAGCGUCCUGGGAAACACCGCUGGCGUCGCCGAGGGGACUAUCGGCGGAGAGGCUGGUGACGACAGCAUCACGGUGGUUCAGAUAGGCAACAAUGGGGAGUACCUGGGCACGGCGCGGCUUCCCGCCCAGGCAGAGGGCACCGGUAACUACGCUCCGGAGGCUUUAGUGGAGCUCAAAGUAGAAGACUUAUCGGCGGAGCCCGGGUCUAACCAACAGCAGCUGUCCGUUCACUAUCUGAGUGUGACCAGCAGCCCCCUGGACCACUCCUACUCCCUGACCACCGGCACCACGUCUGCGGAGCUGCUGCGGAAACUGAACGAGCAACGGGACAUCAUCGCGCUGAUGGAGGUGAAGAUGAAGGAGAUGAAGGCAACAAUCCGCCAGCUGAGAGUCGCUGAAGCCAAGCUGCAGGAGGAGGUGCGGGAGCGGGACCGGUUACUGUCCAACAACUCUGCGUCUGGGAACGUCCGGAAGAAAAACUGAUGAGGAAAUGACUGAAGUUACAUCCAUCGACAGGUUGAGGAGGAGUCCGAAGAAUAAUCCCGCUCAGUUUUAUAUUAAACUGAAACUACGAUCACAGUUUGUAUUUAGCCUGUAGAUCUGGUUUUCCUAGGCUUCAUAAUAUAAACAGUCUGCUUGUUUUUUGUAGCAGAUAGAUCGACCAUCAUCAGCAUACCCAUUUCCCCCCUCAUCACAGACUAAUUAGCUUGCACAGACUCAAUAGUAUGUAAGCUCGAUCCUGAUGUUGCAUCAUAAGGGUUUAUUUGUGUCCAUGCCUUUCAGCUUAUAGAAGGAGCCUGACCCAAGAAGCAACUCGUGAUUUAACAUGAAGAGCAGCAAGAUGAAGAAAACACUACUCCUGACCAGCCUUUUCAUCAUUUAAAUGCCCUCAUCACAGAUGCCUUUGAUGUAUUCUAUGUUAAUUUAAUUUUCUUUAUUUUGAAAGUGUUUGUGCAAGUAAAGAAACUCCUUAAAACUAUAAGGGGAAAUCAACUUAUAAAAUAUUAGUAAAGGAAGUUUAAGUCUGUGAAACAUACUUUUUUGACAUUCUUUUAAAGCUACAUGUAAUGCUUGUCCUAAGCUAGUUUGUGUUUCUUUUUUUGCAAUAGUUUAUGUUCUGGACUAAAGGCUAUUGUUUCACUGCUGCAUCUUGACAAAUUGUGUGUUUUUAUGCACAGCAAGUUUUAUACAGUUAUUAGUUAUGAACUUUGUCUGACAGACGACCUCUAAUCUCAGUUUGUUCUGAAACCCGUAUAAUGUUUUCUGGUCAUUGUUUCAGUACCUGAGGAUGUAACAAGCUUCUGCAGUGUUUGCUUUGCUUUCUAACUGCAGAUUCAAACAAAGAGAGAUAUAAGAGGGACUUCUGUUUUAGGAAAGGAAAAAUAAAGCAAUUGUGGUGGCUUCUGUAAACUAUGUUGAUUUUCU
Cyprinodon variegatus (sheepshead minnow) is the source of this 1878-nucleotide messenger RNA. RefSeq names its product THAP domain containing 11 (gene thap11). NCBI's taxonomy places the organism in Eukaryota, Metazoa, Chordata, Actinopteri, Cyprinodontiformes, Cyprinodontidae. The coding region runs from base 124 to 936 and encodes 270 amino acids. Gene Ontology annotation, cellular component: nucleoplasm. The record is from RefSeq and is a predicted model, not a curated record. The transcript has 2 exons. Gene Ontology annotation, biological process: regulation of transcription by RNA polymerase II. Gene Ontology annotation, molecular function: RNA polymerase II cis-regulatory region sequence-specific DNA binding.